Messenger RNA from Suillus clintonianus, 756 nucleotides. RefSeq lists its product as uncharacterized. The record is from RefSeq and is a predicted model, not a curated record. Lineage: Eukaryota; Fungi; Basidiomycota; Agaricomycetes; Boletales; Suillaceae. The transcript is spliced from 2 exons. Bases 281 to 505 code for a protein of 74 amino acids.
CCACUUCACACUAAUGCAUUUGAGAGUCUGAAUUCAGAGAACAAUUUUGAGCAUGUUGCGGCACGGAUGCGGCACUGGGUGCGGCAGACAUGUCCCUGGUGCAGCUAAAUGAAUUAUCAAUUGGCUGAACUGUGCUACAUAUGCACAUGCUUGCACUGUCGUAGUUUCGAAGCGCAAGAAAAACUUACUCCAGGAGCCAGCCCAAAAUAUCCUCAUUGAACGUCGCUCGUCAGGACCUGACGUGAACUCAGUUCCUACUCCCGAAGAGCAAGAAAACACGAUGCUCCAGGCUGCCUGGCUUGACCUCCAACUCAGAUAUGAUCUGACCUCGAUGGAUAUAGACGUCGACUUGGAGUGUCUUGGCGUACUGGAACAGCAGAUGUUCGAGCUCUCGUUGGCUGCAGGAGCUGCAGGAAAUGAACAAUGGGGAAAAGAUGCUGGUGCACACCAAGACCGAUGGAAUCCCUAUGAGGGAUUCCCUGAGCACUGGAAUCAUGGCGACUGAGAUUCAUACGCACCAGAAUUUGAAGGAGAAGUAGACGUGCGUCAUCAUCGCUUUUCAUCACAGAUCAGUCUGACAUGGUUUGACUAAUAGUGUGGACCGAACUUCAGCGAGGGAAGUGAGCUUGACAUAGUUAAGAAAGAGAAACACACCAAAAAAACCAAACCGCGGCCACGACCAAGGAAGAUACACAAGGCUUCAUAGGCUGGGGCCUCGUAGUAGUAGUUUGUACUCUGAAAGCCCCGGUAUCCGUU